AGCCCCCGCGCCAGCCCGACCCGUGGCGGGACCCUGCGCCGGAGCCCCGGGAAGGACGAGGCCGCGCCGGGGCCCCCGGGGAGGCGGAGACGCUGGCGGAGGCCCAACCUGACAGGCACUUCGAGACGUAUCUGUUGGACUGUAAACCCGCUCCGGGCGCCUUACCAAGCCUUCCCCAGAACCCCAAGCAGCCGCAGAAGCGCUCCCGUGCAGCCUUCUCCCACACCCAGGUCAUUGAGUUAGAGCGGAAGUUCAGCCACCAGAAGUACCUGUCCGCCCCUGAAAGGGCCCACCUCGCCAGGAACCUCAAGCUCACCGAGACCCAGGUGAAAAUAUGGUUCCAGAACAGACGCUAUAAGACUAAGCGGAAGCAGCUCUCCUCGGACCUGGGGGACCUGGAGAAGCACUCCUCCCUGCCAGUCCUGAAGGACGACGCCCUCUCCCGGGCCUCUCUGGUCUCAGUGUACAACAGCUACCCUUACUACCCCUACCUUUACUGUCUGGGCAGCUGGAGCCCUGCUUUCUGGUAAAGGGAGCACCGAGGUCAGCCUUGUAAAAUGGGAAAUUGUCUUCCCCAGGGAGGAGGGACUGAGGUCGGGAGCGCUGGGGAGAGACAGGUGUACAGAUCCAAACUCUUGGAGGUUUACAGGGAACUCUUCACUGGUGAGCCAACGAAAGACCUAGGGCAGUGACUAUUUUAAUGUAGAAACAGUUCCCCCGGCGCGCACUUGCGUACUGUAGAGCACUGUAGCUUUCAGUACCCCGAUGGAAGCGGGGAGGGAAAAGGUCAAGUGCUCUCUCCCACACUUGGCAUAACUUUGGAUGAGCUAUCUGCGCUGCUCCUGAGGAUUCUGUCUCUGCAGCUCCAUCCUCUUUGAGUAACUGAGCGUAGGCUUGGAAAGGGCCAACCUAAGGGGAGAAAGGAUGUUGCCUACCACAUUAAGCUGAAGUUCAAAGCCUUUUUGUUGGCCUUGGAAUAUGGCCAAGGUCUUUCUGUGUCCCCAUAAAAAUGAGGGCACACUAGGGUUUCAAAGAACAGCUCCCGGCAGGUUGGCAUGGGAUGUGGGGGCGGUGAAAAUCUCAGCUGCUUAUUCCUUUUCCAAAAGUAUGCUACUUUACAUAUUUACAGGGUGGCCUCCGAGGAACGAGAUGCACUCACUGUGGCUUUUAAGACAAGCUGUAUGGGGGCUGGGGAUUUAGCUCAGUGGCAAAGCGCCUGCCUGGCAAGCGCAAGGUCUUGAGUUCGGUUCCCGGUAC
Messenger RNA from Chinchilla lanigera (long-tailed chinchilla), 1257 nucleotides. It is a transcript of the gene Nkx3-1, whose product is annotated as NK3 homeobox 1. Gene Ontology annotation, biological process: cell differentiation; regulation of transcription by RNA polymerase II. The record is from RefSeq and is a predicted model, not a curated record. Lineage: Eukaryota; Metazoa; Chordata; Mammalia; Rodentia; Chinchillidae. Gene Ontology annotation, cellular component: nucleus. Gene Ontology annotation, molecular function: DNA-binding transcription factor activity, RNA polymerase II-specific; RNA polymerase II cis-regulatory region sequence-specific DNA binding.